GUACUGAUUUUCUCGACAGCCUUGUAUUCCCAGCCAUGCGUGUUUUAGACCUAGCAUAACACCGAGGAACCUCGCCAUGGUUGAUUUGUAAAGAAUUCCUUUAAAAAUUCAUCAACUGAAGGUGUUGACCAUGUACCCCCACACUUGGGCCCAGGAUGUGUUACGGUGUCAUCUCUGUGAGGCUCCUGUUCCCCCGUUAUACUGUGAUAUUUGUCACAUACAUCUGUGUAAAACCUGUGUUGGGGAACAUCUCUUAGAUGAAUCUACAGACCACAAAGUGGUGCCAUUUAAAAAGCGAGGACUUAAUCCUAAAUGUUCAAAACAUUCCACACAAUUAUGUGACCUUCAUUGUGAACAAUGUGACAUUCCUAUUUGUGUGGAGUGUGUUUCCUCUGAUGAACAUUUAGGACACAAGCAAGUUGGCAUUUUAAAAAUACAAGAUACCAAUAGGGAAGCAUUAAAAAAAGAUCUAAAAGAAUUAGAAAAUUCCAUUUAUCCUAAAUACCAAGAGAUUGCAUCUAAUAUCCCAGUUCAGAAGGCUGACCUGAUUAAAAACUCCAAGAAAUUGUCAACAGCUCUAGACAAACAAGGAGAAUACUUGCACAGAGAAAUAGACAUUGCCAUUCAAAAACUGAAAUCUGAUGUGCAUGAAAUGGAAUCCAAACACCUGGUUGUCUUUGAUAAGCAGGAAAAUGAAAUCAAACGCAGUAUUUCUGAAAUUGAACAGAGUAUUGAUGAUUUGAAGAAAUUACUUAACUCCAAUGAUGUCAGCCUUGUCACUGCCUACAAAUCCAAGAAUGACGAAUUCAGAAAAUUGACUCCUAAAUUCACAGUUUCCUUACCAAGUUUCACCCCUCAGAAGAUAAACAAAGAAGAGAUUUAUCAGCAGAUUGGUUCUCUCUCAGCAUUAUCAAUCCCGAUAGAAGAACAAGGCUACAAAAUGGAUUCUCCUGGUGCUGAGUCCUCUCCCCUGGAUAGAUUGCUCAUUGAUGUACCAUGGAUCAUCACAGAAAUAAACACAGAGUAUGGAGAACCUAAUAGAUUAUGCAGUGUGUCCUGUCUGAGUGAUGAUGAAGUGUGGUUGAGUGGUCAUGACAACAUAAUGAGACUCUACAACCUCCACGGUAAACUGGUGAAGUCAAUCCGAACAAAGUCAGGGAAGAUACCAUUUGACAUAGCAGUGACACAGAGUGGUGAACUAGUUUAUACUGAUCCCGAUGAUAGAACUGUGAACAUAAUGAAGAAUACACAGAUACAGACAGUGAUCAGACUAAAGGGGUGGAUACCUCUCAAUGUCUGUAGUACCUCCUAUGGUGACCUCCUGGUUGUCAUGGUCACUUAUGAUAAUAAACAAACAAAAGUUGUGCGUUACUCUGGCUCUACAGAGAAACAAUCGAUUCAAUAUGAUGUCAAAGGACAACCUCUUUAUUCAUCUGAAUUUAAUGCUAAAUACAUCAGUGAGAACAAGAACCUAGAUAUCUGUGUAGCUGACCAUGACGCCAAUGCAGUAGUGUUGGUCAAUCAGGCCGGCAAACUCCGGUUUACCUACACCGGUCCUCCCUCUACUACCAAGGAACCAUUUUUUCCAGUCGGCAUCACUACAGACAGCCAGGGUCGGAUCCUAACAGCAGACUGUGUCAACCAACGUAUCCACAUCCUGGAUCAGGACGGACAGUUCCUCCGCUACAUUGACAACUGUCAUUUACAGCUUCCUUGUGGUUUAUGUGUGGACACCAGAAACAACCUCUUUGUGGGUGAAAAUAAAACAGGUAAAGUGAAGAAAAUCCAAUAUAGCAUGUAAACAAACUGUGAUCAUAGUAGUACAUGACAUUGUGUAAUUUUGUGUACAUUUACAAAGUAAAUAUCAAAUAUCAAAGUAAAAUAUUUACAUUUGAAAAUAUGUUUCCUUAUACAUGUAUGAACUUGCAGAAUAGCGAAAAUAUUUAAACAAUAAAAAGAUUUCUUUGGUGAUUCAUGGGGGGAUAUGAAGGUGGCGAUAUUGAAGGAAAAAAAUUAAAAACAUAAGUUAGCGGGUUACGGGUUAUGUAAUUUUUUUCUGCACUGAUCGCUUUCUUCAUAACCCCCAUGUAUCGCCAAAGAACCAAAGAAAGCAUUUCAUUGUUCAUAUUUAUAUCUUUCUUUCACAAAUUGCUUGAAAAAGGUAAGUAAAAUUAAUUAUACAUCAGUACGUUACCUAAAAGAAAUAGCCAAAUCGUCUAGCUCCUAUGAGAAUUUGAGUCUGAUAUCAUCGUGAUUAUUUCGUGCAUACCAUGACUUUUCUUGGGUGGCUGUAGGUUUCGACCAAUCGAUUAACAGGGCCUGUAUAUUUCAAUUCUGCAGUUUCUAUAUAUAGAGCUAUGACUUAACUAGUGUUUCGGUCAGAAAUAGUGGUAAUCAUACUCGGUAGAUGUACAUGUAAAUAUUCAAUUUUGUGUGAUCUUUCUCGUGACGUCAUAAUGAUCAAAGAUUAGCACGCGCUUCUCGCUUGUAGGUUGGAUUAUUGUAAACUUAAUAUCUCGGUAGUUUUAUCAGUUCUAAACUGUUUGCCUUUUUCAAUGUAAUUAUAAGUAAUAAACAGCAAUGUGAACUUUUUAACUUGCUGUUUAUUUCUUUAUAAAUUGAUUCUGUUUAAGGAGGCUGGAUGGUCAACAAAUUAACCAUCAGAUCUUCUCUACAUUUUUAGAUAUGAUUUGUUUGGUCAUAAACUAUCAUUUAGUAAAGAAAAAUCCAAAUAUUUUCGAUUUAAAAUUUGAAUAUCCUUAUACAUACAGAACUCUUCUUCCUAUAGGAGAUUGAUAUUCCAUGUAUCCAAAGAUGGCCAACACCACCAAGCAUUCUUAAAUGAUAUUUUAUAAAUACAUCAACAAAUUGUAAAGAAAUAUGAUAUUAUAAUAUAUAUCAAAUAAUACUUAGUACCAAACUGUGUUUAUAUUUAUAUAUUAUGUGUUAUCAUGAUUCAUUUAACUGUGGUGACGGUGUAUUUUUCAUGUAUGAAUAAUAAUAUUUCUCACUAUCAGUUGUACUGUAGCUAUAUAUUUUACAUGUAAAUAAAGUGGCUAGGUGUACUUGUUAAUGAAAUUAAUGUAAAUGAUCAGUAUGUUGUUGCUUAUUAAUGUGUUUGCUAUAUUAGCAUAAAGGCUUAUGCCAUUGUAAACAUUUCUUAUUCUUUGGUAGAUAGUAGCUGAGGGUCGGUAGCUCCAAGUCGAAAAAAAACCUCGGAUUGACGACCAGGGAGCUACAGUUUCAUGCGUGUUAAGAAGUUGCAAAUUACGGCGCACAAAACGUUAAUUGCACUUGUUUUGCACUGAUUAAGCUAAUUUUCUUUAUUUUUAUUUUUUUGCUAAUACUUUUUUUUUUCAGCGGUGGGUAUUUCAAUGAGGCGGGAGGCAAUUCAAAACAAACAGUUAUUAUAUUUUGACCUAUCUGGUAUCGUUACUUUAUUUGCCUCAGACUUUCUCUUAAAAACGCUUACAUGUAUCGACCACGGAAAAUGAAGAUUGUCAGGGACGUAUAAUAAUACAAACCCCCGUGUAUAAGAGAGUCGCCAUUCUCACUUUAAACACACUACACCACUUCAAUUCACAGUUCUGGUGAUGAUGUUUAAAAGAAUAUCAGAGGCAAGUACAGUGACAAUAUAAGUAGUAAGAUGUCCGAGAAUAUUUUUUUUGAAUCAAAUAUUUGUACAGAAUGUGUUUGGAAAGAAGAUUAAUCUGUAGCGCAAUUUUUGUGUGCUGUAAAUUUCAACUUUUUAUCACGCACAAAACUGUAGCUCUCGGGUCGUCCAGACCGUGAGCUACAGACCUGAAGCUAAUAGCGCUAAAAUACAGUGAAUAAAUUACGUGAUCAUUGCACAUGUUUAUAUAUGAUUGAUAUGAUUUUCAGUAUUUAGAAGAACUUGAUCUUCCUCUGUUCUUGGAAGAAAUGUUUACAUGAAAAGAGCCUUGUUUUGUCAGCAUUACUAGAAGUUUCUAGAGAAUUUUGCAAUUUUUUAAAUAAAAUUUAUUAUUAACGAGGUACUAGUCAUAAUUGAAAGAUGAAUAAAGGCGAUUCAUCUUCA
Molecule: messenger RNA, 4057 nt
Organism: Magallana angulata
Lineage: Eukaryota; Metazoa; Mollusca; Bivalvia; Ostreida; Ostreidae
Exons: 2
Coding region: 131-1801 (556 amino acids)
Biological process (GO): positive regulation of DNA-templated transcription
Cellular component (GO): nucleoplasm; chromatin
Molecular function (GO): ubiquitin-protein transferase activity; zinc ion binding; protein binding
Source: RefSeq, a predicted model, not a curated record